Messenger RNA from Fomitopsis serialis, 3246 nucleotides. Its product is annotated as Sodium/hydrogen exchanger family-domain-containing protein. Gene Ontology annotation, cellular component: membrane. Gene Ontology annotation, biological process: proton transmembrane transport. The record is from RefSeq and is a predicted model, not a curated record. Gene Ontology annotation, molecular function: antiporter activity. Lineage: Eukaryota; Fungi; Basidiomycota; Agaricomycetes; Polyporales; Fomitopsidaceae. The transcript has 10 exons. Bases 1 to 2820 code for a protein of 939 amino acids.
AUGGGUCAGUUCUCAGAAGCCGUUAUCGAUUUGGCGGGGUCGUUGCGCAGGACUCAGAAGAGAGAAGAUGCUUCGACGGGUGGUCUGUUGACCGGUCAAGACCCCAGUGUAUUCGAUAAGACGGAUCCCUUGAAGAUGUUCAUUAUCCAGCUCGGUGUGAUUAUGUUGAUGACCCAGCUUCUGGGCUUGUUCCUGCGUAGAAUCAAGCAGCCUAGAGUUAUCGCAGAAGUCAUUGGUGGCAUCUUGCUUGGACCCACUGCUUUCGGCCGCAUCCCUGGCUUCACGCAACACAUCUUCCCUUCGGAGGCAUCUUCGUAUCUUUCCCUUGUGGCCAACAUCGGUCUUUGCCUGUUUCUGUUCCUUGUUGGAAUGGAAAUCGACGGUGCCAUCGUCAAACGCAACUACAAGACGUCCACUAUCAUCGCCAUAGCAGGCAUGGCCCUCCCGUUCGGUCUUGGCGCGGCGCUCUCGGUGCCACUCUACCACACCUUUAUCUCCAGCACCGUCAAGUACACGAACUUCAUGCUCUUCACGGGUGUCGCGUACUCCAUCACCGCGUUCCCUGUCCUCUGUCGUAUCCUCACCGAGCUGAAGCUCCUCGACACGAACGUCGGUAUCAUCGUGCUUUCUGCUGGAGUGGGCAACGACGUCGUCGGAUGGAUCCUCCUCGCACUCAGUGUGGCCCUCGUCAAAGCUGGCUCUGGUCUGACGGCUCUUUGGAUCUUGCUCGUCUGUCUCGCCUGGGCGAUGUUUCUGUUGCUGGUGGUGAGGCAUGCGAUGUACUGGCUCGCGCGUCGUACCGGCUCCAUCGACAAUGGCCCUACUGUGUUCUUCAUGACUGUCACGUUCUUGCUUAUGUUCGGCUCAGCAUUCUUCACGGACAUCAUUGGGGUUCAAGCGAUCUUCGGCGCAUUUUUGGCGGGUCUCAUCAUACCGCGGGAAGGUGGACUAUGUAUCACACUGACCGAGAAGCUGGAAGAUAUGGUGCAGAUCAUCUUCUUGCCAUUGUAUUUCACGCUCUCUGGUCUGAACACCAAUCUCGGACUGCUCGAUGACGGCAUCACUUGGGGUUACACUUUCGCCAUCAUCGCCCUUUCGUUCUGUGGCAAAUUCGGCGGUUGUGUCUCCGCGGCUAAGCUACUCGGCUUCUCAUGGCGCGAGUCCAGUGCGAUCGGUUCGUUCAUGAGUUGCAAGGGUCUGGUCGAGCUGAUUGUUCUCAAUGCCGGCUUGACCGCGGGGAUCCUCACACAACGGGUGUUCUCGAUGUUCGUGCUUGAGGCACUCGUGCUCACAUUCAUGACGACACCGCUGGUCAACAAGUUCUACCCGCCCAGUAUGCGCAUUCGCGCCGGCCGCAGCGGGAACUUGGAGCUCAGGGCAUCGCCUUCGCUCUCUGAAAUUGGUGAGAUCUCCAGCGGUGGUUUGACCAAAUCCGAAAUCGCACAGUCGACGCCAUCGAAUGGGCUGGACAGUGAUCAGGAGCUGAAGACGCGCUUCACGGUGAUAUUGGACAAGAUUGAACAUAUCCCUGGUAUGAUGGCCCUCAUGCAGUUGAUCCAGCCACCGUCAGCGACGACGGAAGGCGCUGAUCCCAACAAGCGCAAGAGCCUCAUGGACAAUAAGCGUCCGCAAGCUCAAGCGCACCAACGCACGGGCAACGUGUCUGUGGACGCGCUCCGCCUGAUCGAACUUUCCGACCGAACGUCGGCCGUCAUGCGUUCAUCCAACGCGGAUGUGCUGAUCAACACCGACCCGCUCCUGAACAUCUUCAGCACCUUUGGCGACCUCAAUGGCAUCUCGGUCUCCUCGUCGCUUGCGAUCGUCACCUACGACGACCUUUCGUCCAGCGUCACAGAGCACGCUCAGAGACACAAGUCUCAGCUGGUACUUGUGCCAUGGCUCCCGCCGCAACAUAGCACGGAACACGGCGGCAUGACAGUCACCUCAGGUGAUGGCGCUGAGGCAGCUCCGUCGAGCCCCAAGGUAGCGACCGCAUAUAUGGCCAACCCCUUCGAGACGCUCUUCCGCGGAUCGGGCUCCGGUGGGAACCAGUCGCCUUCCGCGUUGCACUCGCACUUCGUCCGCAACAUCUUCGCGAGUGCGCAGACCGAUGUCGCCCUGUACAUCGACAGGCAUCAUCCUGGUGAAUCGACGUUGCCCAUGCUCAACAGCCAACAACACAUCUUCCUGCCGUUCUUCGGUGGCCCGGACGACCGCUUGGCGCUCAACUUUGUCGUGCAGCUCUGCGCGCAUCCGAGGGUGACCGCGACGGUCGUACGGGUGACGAGGAAAGCGUUCGACGAGCUGGAGCAAGUCGAUUCGAUGGGCAAGCCGCAUAUUGCUCACCUAGGCGACGAGCGGCCUAACGAGGCGACGGUGCACACGACGACCGCGUUCCCAGACACGGUGUACGGCGCGCACACGACGCAGACGCGCAUGCAGUCCGAGACCGCGGACAACGUCAGCUGGUCCCGCUAUGCCUCCCCUGAGCAGGACGACUCCCCGCUGUCUGUUCCGUUGUCCCGCAUCGAGUUCUCGGAGAUCCGUACGCCGACUCCUCUGCACACGGUGUUCGAGUACGUCACCAACAUCACGGAGUCGGCAAACGAACGUCGGUGCCGACCCAUGGUCGUCCUCGGCCGUUCGCGACGUCUGGCUGUCGAAAACCACCACAGCGAGCUCAAGCAGCUGAUGGAGCAGCACGGUAGCUUCGGCAGCGAGGUGAAGAAGACGGUGGGAGAUGUGUCUGCGGCCCUCAUGGCGACGGGCUGCAAGGCCAGUAUUGUUGUUCUCCAGGCAUCGAAUGUCGCCCAAGAUUGAUGACUGCAUGAGUUCCCAAUUUCAUUGUUUGGUUAGGUGUCUCGUCAACAACCUCUCACGAUACCUGCAUUUCACCCGACUCCCAUGAUGACACGCCUCGAUCCUUAAAGUUCCCGGGUUCACCGUCACAACAUACCCUCGUUUCAUUGUCCAUAGUCGGAUUUAGUGUAGCACGCCCACCAUAGAGUAUGUACCAUAUCAAUAUAAACAUCAUGGAACGUGCGGUGGUGAGAUGGAGACGGACAGCGACAUAUCAGAAACAAGAUGACGAACAGAGAGAGAAGUACAGGGAUGAGAACACAGUAGGACAACAUCUCGGUACUACUCUUUGCUCUUCUUCUUCUUCUCCUUUUUCUCCUUCUUCUCCUUCUUUGAGGACUCGUCGCCCUCGGCAGCCGCCUUCUCCUGCUUUUUCUUCUCCUUUUU